AUGCUGCCCACGCCCUUCUCGGUGAGGCACAUCCUCAGCCUGGAGGCUCCCGGGGGUCCCCGAGCCGCCCCCCCGGCCCGAGCCGCCCGCAGCCCCGCCGGGCAGGACGAGCCGCCGGCAGGAAAACCUCUGCUCGCCCGGAGCUUUGAGGCCGAGGCGAAGCCGGGGGAGCCCGGCCGGGCUCCGGGGCCGCGGCGGCGGCCGCGCGUUCUGUUCUCGCAGGCUCAGCUGCUGGAGCUGGAGCGGCGCUUCCAGCGGCAGAAAUACCUGUCGGGGCCCGAGCGGGAGCAGCUGGCGGGGCUCCUGCAGCUCAGCCCCACGCAGGUGAAGAUCUGGUUCCAGAACCGGCGCUACAAGAGCAAGAGGCAGCGGUGGGAUUUUCAGCGGCAGCACAAACCUCUGUGGCCACCAACACUGAAAUAA
Molecule: messenger RNA, 423 nt
Organism: Lonchura striata (white-rumped munia)
Lineage: Eukaryota; Metazoa; Chordata; Aves; Passeriformes; Estrildidae
Source: RefSeq, a predicted model, not a curated record